Messenger RNA from Limulus polyphemus (Atlantic horseshoe crab), 4009 nucleotides. RefSeq names its product epithelial splicing regulatory protein 2-like (gene fus). The coding region runs from base 117 to 2210 and encodes 697 amino acids. The transcript has 13 exons. Gene Ontology annotation, cellular component: ribonucleoprotein complex; nucleoplasm. The record is from RefSeq and is a predicted model, not a curated record. Lineage: Eukaryota; Metazoa; Arthropoda; Merostomata; Xiphosura; Limulidae. Gene Ontology annotation, molecular function: RNA binding. Gene Ontology annotation, biological process: regulation of RNA splicing.
GAGCACAGAACAGCGAUUCGGGUUUUAGUGGUAGGGUUGUAGCACAGGUAUAAGGGCUUUAAUUUUUUUUUUCACACUGGGAAAACGGUAGUAGGAAUCUUUUCUCUUCUCGGGCGAUGGCGGUACGAUAUGCGGUGGUGGUGUACGUGGUGACAGCCGGGCUUCACGGGGAAAACUUGGGAGCUGACGAGCAAGAGGUGGUCCUCUUCUCUUGGUUAGUGGUGGACCUAGUUAACACCAAGGUGGUGGUGGUACAACAACACUUGGUAAAACCCAGAAGUCUUGAUGUCAAUGAAAACCUCCUCUCCGACACUUGUAGAUCUGUUUUCCAACUGACUGAAGAAGCCGUGAAGAAUGGACAGGCUCUUGAAAAUGUCAUAGAAGAGUUGGACCAGUUUGUGAAAGCCAAGUUAGAUAAUGAUGGCAGCAGAAACUUUUGUCUGGUUACUGACAGUCAACUCCAUCUCAGACAAGUUCUUCACCCCGAGGCUACUAAGAAGAAUUUUUCUCUUCCUGACUAUUUUUGCUCAUUCUUUGAUUUAAGGAAGGAGUUCCGAAUGUUUUACCACACCGACGAAAUUCUCUCCAUACAAGACAUGCUUAACUAUCUCGCCAUCGAAGCGAACGAGUCCGCCGAGGCUACCAACAGGCACGUUCAAGACAUGGCCAAAGUGAUCAUCAGAAUGAUCACUGACGGUUAUAAAUUUGAAAAUCCGGAUACAAUUAAUGAAAGAUUGGAAGCAGGCAUAUGCAGCAAGAAUGAAGUAGUCGAUAGCAAUACAGUAGUAAGAGCACGCGGGUUGCCGUGGCAGUCGUCUGAUCAGGACAUAGCUCGAUUUUUUAGAGGCUUGAACAUAGUCAAAGGAGGAGUAGCUCUUUGUCUGAGUCCCCAAGGACGGCGGAAUGGGGAAGCUCUUGUAAGGUUCGUCAAUCAAGAGCACAGAGAUAUGGCCCUAAAGAGACACAAACAUCACAUUGGGCAACGAUACAUCGAAGUCUACAGAGCUACUGGGGAAGACUUCGUCAAUGUUGCGGGAGGAAGUAAUAAUGAGGCUCAAACAUUCCUUUCCCGCGGUGGACAAGUGAUUGUGAGAAUGAGAGGCCUUCCUUAUGAUUGCACAGCUAAGCAAGUGUUGGAGUUCUUUGGCAGUGGAGACAGCCCCUGUCAAAUUCUUGAUGGUGAAGAAGGUGUUCUGUUUGUGAGAAAAGCCGAUGGACGGGCGACUGGAGACGCAUUCGUGCUGUUCGAGUCUGAAGAUAUGGCAGCACGCGCUCUUCAGAAACAUAGAGAGCUUAUUGGCUCUCGCUACAUUGAAUUGUUCCGUAGUACAACAGCUGAGGUUCAACAGGUGACGUCACUCUCUAAAGUACUUAAUCGCAGCAUGGACCCCCGAACCUAUGAACAACAGCAACCUUUGAUAGCGAACAUUCCCCAAGUCCCAUUGCUUCCACAGCAGUUGCUUCCCUCUGGAUCCAGAAAAGAUUGUAUACGACUUCGGGGAUUGCCAUACGAGGCACAGGUGGAACACAUUCUUGAGUUCUUAGGGGAUCACUCCAAAAACAUCGUUUUUCAAGGAGUUCACAUGGUUUAUAAUGCUCAAGGCCAGCCAUCUGGCGAGGCUUUCAUCCAGAUGGAUUCAGAACAAUCAGCCUACCUGGCAGCACAGCAGCGCCACCAUCGCUACAUGGUCUUUGGAAAGAAACAGCGUUACAUAGAAGUUUUUCAGUGUUCGGUGGAUGACAUGAACCUCGUCCUCACUGGUGGAAUUCCUGUCCAGAGACAGCUUAUUUCUCCAGGAGGAACAAUGCUGCCGCCACCUUAUGGUGUAUAUCCUUACGUGCAGACGACUCCAGUGUUGCCGACGGUGGCUCCACUAACGCCACGAGUGCCUACCUACUACCCGCAAAUUUUCUACUGGCCUUAUCCGAGUCCACCUGUGUCGCCUACUACCUACUACAGUCACACUGGGCCUACCAUGGUAAUCAUGCGCGGGCUUCCGUUUAACUCCGCUGUAGCUGACAUUCUCAACUUUUUCCAGGGGUUUUCAGAGUUAACUUCCGAAUGUAUUCAGCUUCAACGGAAUGGAGACGGUCGACCAAACGGUGAAGCUUUAGUAACUUUUUCCUCAAGAGCUGAGGCGGAACGUGCUAUUCAGGAAAAGAACCGCCAGAACAUCGGAAACCGUUACAUUGAACUUUUUAUGGCUUGAAAUAAAAACGAAAGUAGCACUUGUUGGCGAUUUGGAACAAUAUAUCCCUGAUGACAUCCACGUUUAGCUGUGAUGAGAUUGUAAACUUAAUUAUCAUUUAGACAUGCAAGAUAGUGAACCUUUCGAGUUUUUAUUAGUGAUUCAGUACAAUAUAUUCUUUUAUCGAUCUUGCGAUGACAACAAAAUCGAUGUCUUCCAAUAAUGGUUCUUCCUGGUCAGAGUAAACUCCUAAUGACUAAUAAGGAAAAACACAUUUGUAUAGCAGUUUAGUGUUUCUUUGAUAUACACGUUAACUUGUACUUUAUUCAUGAUUUUUAGUAAAUGCCAUUAUCUUGUAUUGUCUCGAAUAUUAAGACAUUUUUGAUAAUCUUUUUGAGUGUAAAGCAGAUAAACUCUUCACUUUUGUUACGCUUUUCUUUUUAGAUGACCGGAAUUUUGUAUUAUUGUAAUUGAGAAUUCUUUCAGCAUUUACUUUUUUGUGCUGUUAGUUUUAUAUAUGUAUUACUGUGUUCUAUAUGUCGUUUCACGUAAGUUAUUUAUAUGAGAAAACAUAUUUUUCACAGUUUUGAAGUGCAUUCCAAGUGCCUUAUGCUAUAAUGACAAUUGAAAUUGCGCGUGCUAUUUUGUGACUUGUAUUUGAACAUUAUAUAUAUAUAGAAUAUCUCGAAGCCUUUUUUUAUGUUUAUUAGCUGAAUAGAAAUCUAAUAGAGCAAUCAAAACAAGCCGCUGUUGUGAGUACUGCGUAUAUUUUCACGUUUUGUAUGUGUAGUGUAGAUUGUUUUAAUAGUAGUUGAUUUGACAUUGCGGCACGCUCUUCAAUUUGUAUAAUCACGUUCAGCGUUGUAAUCAACAUUUCUGCCAUGUAUAUUUUCCUAGUUAUUAAUUUUUAUUUUAUCUUAUUAUCGAUAGAUGAAAUGAGCUUAGAAACCGCUCUUGAAUUUUAUUUUUCAUUUUUAUUGAUUUUGACGUGCUGGAUGACGUACAUUAUUGCUAAGGGUUUUAAAAACCCGAGUAAUACAACGUGUUAAAUGUGUGAACCUUUUAAAAAUGAAGUUAAUGUGUGUGUGUGUGUGUUUUAUUAUUCUUGUUUCGUGUAUUUUAUGUAUAGUGACAAUUUUGUAUACUAUAUAGAAGUUUAAACUUCAGAGAAAUCUUGCAUUGGGCUCAUCAUGUCUGUUUUACACUUGCAUCAAUGUUGUCUCAAAAAUAUCAAAAUGUUUCUUUUAUUUGGAAAAACAACAAUUACGAGUUCUUUUAUAAUCAUUUUCUUUUAUUUUCGGUGGAUUUUAAUAUAAAAGAACUUUUACAUAAUAUAAAUUAGGCCUAAAAUUAAAACAAAGCCCGUAACUUUCACUUGAAACAUAGCUUUAAUAGUUUAAAUAACUUUUUAUUGUGGAUUUUAAAAGAAAUUAGUUUUGCUUUACCACAUAUUUCGCAAAGAGAAUUAAAUAUGCACCUACCGGAUGAGAUUGAAGCAUUUUUUAGCGUAAUUUAAUUAAAUUCAAUUUAAUUUGCAUGAUUCAAUAAUUAUUGUUUGUAGUUUUUUGUGAUUUAUUCUGUUUUUUGUGUGAAAUAUUGAUAGUUCACUUAAGCCAAUAGAUUCUUGUAAAUGGUCUGGAAAAAUUAAAAGAUUUUGCAAUUUAUGUAUUAAAAAAGGCUGUAUACAAGGCACUUGUAAAAAACAUACGAUCCUACUUUUGAUAGUUAAAGAAAGCCUGGGUGCCUUAAAGAGAAUCAAAUCAAGUUGAUUGUAUAUUUUGAGAUGUGUGUAUUAAACGACAAUAAAUUCCUUGCAUUAA